CUGCUGCGCGGAUCCUCUUCUGCUUAGGUUGCGUCGGCCUUGCGCGCCCCCCCCCCAUGCUCCUUGCCCGGGUCUGGCCAUCAUGACCACGCUCCGCUUGUGGGACCACCUGCGGGCCGGCAGCUCCGAGCUGGACUGGUGCGAAGACAACUACACCAUCGUGCCCAGCAUCGCCGAGUUCUACAACACGAUAAGCAACAUCUUAUUUUUUGUUUUGCCACCCAUUUGUAUGUGCCUAUUCCGACAAUAUGCCACCUGCUUCAACAGCGGAAUAUAUUUAAUAUGGAGCCUCCUAGUGGUGGUUGGAAUUGGAUCUGUCUACUUCCAUGCCACGCUCAGUUUCCUGGGUCAGAUGCUUGACGAACUCGCUAUACUCUGGGUUUUGAUGUGUGCUCUGGCCCUGUGGUUUCCUAGAAGAUACCUUCCCAAAAUGUUCAGGAACGACAGGGGCCGAUUUAAAGCAGCAGUGGGCAUCCUCUCCGCGAUCACCACAUGCCUCGCCUUCAUCAAGCCUGCCAUCAAUAACAUCUCGCUGAUGACGUUGGGUCUUCCCUGCAGUGCCUUGCUCGUCGCAGAGCUGAAAAGAUGCGACAAUGUGCGAGUGUACAAGCUGGGACUGUUUUCUGGCCUCUGGUGGACUUUGGCACUUUUUUGUUGGAUCAGCGACAAAGUAUUUUGUGAGAUCUGGUCGUCCUUCAACUUCCCAUAUUUGCACUGUGUAUGGCACAUCCUCAUUUGCAUCGCCGCUUACCUGGGCUGCGUGUGCUUCGCCUACUUCGAUGCCGUCUCGGAGAUCCCCGAGCAGGGCCCGGUCAUUAAGUUCUGGCCCAGCGAGAAGUGGGCUUUCAUCGGGGUCCCUUACGUCUCCCUCCUCUGCGCGCACAAGAAAUCGCCCCUGAAGAUUACAUGAUGGCGGCGGUUCUAACAUGCGGGAGGAGAAGAGGCCGG
Molecule: messenger RNA, 948 nt
Organism: Lacerta agilis (Sand lizard)
Lineage: Eukaryota; Metazoa; Chordata; Lepidosauria; Squamata; Lacertidae
Gene: ACER2
Product: alkaline ceramidase 2
Exons: 6
Coding region: 83-910 (275 amino acids)
Biological process (GO): ceramide metabolic process
Cellular component (GO): membrane
Molecular function (GO): hydrolase activity, acting on carbon-nitrogen (but not peptide) bonds, in linear amides
Source: RefSeq, a predicted model, not a curated record